AUGGAAGUUAGAUGUUGUUUUCAGAAACUAGUUGGAGGUGUUUGCACCUCUGACAAACGAUAUGAAGGAGCAGUCGUUGUUCCGCUAUCUUCAUGUCAAAAAGAUAUUUUAGGUCACACGCGCAGUGUUGGAGUUAGCGAUAUCAACUCUGAAGUUGAGCUUAUUUUAGCGCGCGCAUCAAUGUUUUCUCCUCCGCGCGACAUUUCGUCUUCGACCAUUUGCCCAUGCCAUCGCUCUUCCCUGGGCAUUGGCUGGUGCCAAGGUGCUGAUCGAUGCCCAGUACCACCAGGGCUAUCAAAGCAUGCUUCGAAAGAAAAACGAGAAAGGCGGACCCUGGAAUAA
This is a messenger RNA of Porites evermanni, 342 nucleotides long. NCBI's taxonomy places the organism in Eukaryota, Metazoa, Cnidaria, Anthozoa, Scleractinia, Poritidae. The record is from the annotation of a GenBank genome assembly.